AAGCUAAAGAAAGAAGAUGAAGAUGAGCAGUGCUACCAUGGGAGCUUCAAAGAGAAGGUUCUCAAGCAGAGGGCUAGGAGGUGUCCUUAGAGAGCAAAGGGCUAAGCUUUACAUUAUUAGGAGAUGUGUGNCGUUGGCUCUUUGUUAG
Molecule: messenger RNA, 148 nt
Organism: Pistacia vera
Lineage: Eukaryota; Viridiplantae; Streptophyta; Magnoliopsida; Sapindales; Anacardiaceae
Exons: 1
Coding region: 17-148 (43 amino acids)
Biological process (GO): negative regulation of cell population proliferation
Source: RefSeq, a predicted model, not a curated record